CUGAGGGGUUUCGAGAGCAUCGAUUUAGUCGACCGAUGGUCGUCGGCUCAAAAGAAAAGAGGUAUUCUUAUUUACAAGUUACGGAUAAACCGUGUGAAAGUCCCUCGCCUCUUGGGCGGCGCUGCGACGAAAGGGUGGAAAGAGCAUCGGUGGAAGGUCCUCGACUACUACUACGCAAAAGAUGGAUUCGAUCGUCCGGACGUCUUCUUUCUAUCCGUCAUCCCCUGCAGAAGUAGGAAACAAUCCGCUAUACUAUAUGGAGAUCUGCCUAUGACGGGCCUAGUCCGCAAGAGGCCGUAUGUCAAGACUUCCAUCAUCGGAUCGGAAGAUCAUUCGCUUGGGCUGAUUCCGGAACUGGAUAACCUGGUUUAUUGGAUCGGUAAUUCUCCAGAUCCGAAUGUGGUGCGGAAAUUCCUUCCGAAUUAG
Messenger RNA from Striga asiatica, 426 nucleotides. NCBI's taxonomy places the organism in Eukaryota, Viridiplantae, Streptophyta, Magnoliopsida, Lamiales, Orobanchaceae. The record is from the annotation of a GenBank genome assembly.